This is a messenger RNA of Hypanus sabinus (Atlantic stingray), 778 nucleotides long. Its product is annotated as NALCN channel auxiliary factor 2-like. The transcript is spliced from 3 exons. Gene Ontology annotation, molecular function: stretch-activated, monoatomic cation-selective, calcium channel activity. Gene Ontology annotation, cellular component: plasma membrane. Bases 1 to 540 code for a protein of 179 amino acids. The record is from RefSeq and is a predicted model, not a curated record. Gene Ontology annotation, biological process: calcium ion import across plasma membrane. NCBI's taxonomy places the organism in Eukaryota, Metazoa, Chordata, Chondrichthyes, Myliobatiformes, Dasyatidae.
AUGAAACGUGUCAUUUGCAUUAACAACAAGCACACCCAAGGGUGUGCCAGGCGCAGCCCACAGGCAGUCUACAAAGCAUGGCUGUGUUCGGAGUAUUUCAAAGCCUCACAACUUCUGUGUCCUCGCAGGAUUCCUUGUAAGCAAUACUGCCUGGAAGUCCAGGCCCGAUGUCCAUUUAUUCUACCAGACAACGAUGAUCUAAUCUAUGGCGGGUUGCCGAGCUUCAUCUGCACAGGGCUACUGGAAAAUCAUAUAACCAAUGCAGAGCCAGAAUGCUGUGAUGUCAGAUGGAAUACCUGUGAUCCAUCCUGGGAUAAAGGUUACAAUAUAUCUACCAAAUCCAUGGACUCCGUGUUGCAUCAUCAGUCUUCACUGCCCGUUUCAGCAGCACCUCGACUGUGCAACAGCAGACUCAAGCUGUGUGUUUUGGUAUUAAUUCUUCUACACACUGUGGUGACAUUUUCUGGGUUUCAGAACAAUAGCAGAGUUGGCAUGGAGACAGUAAGUGCACUGGAUGACAGUUCUGCGAGUGAAGAGUAGAAAAAGAUGUCUUCUUCCUUUCUUUUUUUGUUUCAACAGUUCGUACAGGGCCAUGGUACUGAACAGCAAAGAAGCUCGAGGAGUUUACAGAAGACCACCUAAUCAAAGAGCUGGGCUGCGGGCAGCCAUGUGUUACAGUGCACAGCAAGGCUUAGAAGAAAACAAAUCUGGCCAUGGCAGAUCCAGAAAUGCUUAUCUGCUCUGAUAAGGAAAGAUGGUUUAAAAUGUUAACUGAUAC